This is a messenger RNA of Salvia miltiorrhiza (redroot sage), 3201 nucleotides long. RefSeq lists its product as uncharacterized. The record is from RefSeq and is a predicted model, not a curated record. The transcript is spliced from 18 exons. NCBI's taxonomy places the organism in Eukaryota, Viridiplantae, Streptophyta, Magnoliopsida, Lamiales, Lamiaceae. Bases 516 to 2912 code for a protein of 798 amino acids.
GCGAAAGGGGACUAUAUCACACCAACAGUGUGGCGCUUCCAUUUUACAGUUUGAAACAAUGAACAUUCUGAAAUUGAGAUCUCUGAUUCCAUUUCUCCCUGCAAAUUCACUCUUCCUCUUCUGCUAGCACACCUCUCGCGCGAAAUUCAUGCUAAAGCAAUCGCCAUUUUAUUCUCGUGCGACGGUAAUCUCGCGCUUUUCCAUGUGAUGAUUAUGGACCCCACGAACCCAUCAUGCCAUCAUUAAUCCCCACGAACUUUCUCACAGCACACACACUAAUUCCCCUACCCCAAAGCAACUUAUAGUAUGUUAGAGUGUUAAGACUGGUCCUGGUCAGGAGAGGACUCAUUUUCUACUUUGUUUUGACUGUUUCAUCUGUUAUGGUAUAUACUCUGUUGCAGCAAUUAUUGAUUAGAUAGAUCGAACCCAUCAAAAUAGCGACGCCUAUUUGUUUCUGACGAGAAAAGCAUCGAUCUUUGCGGUUAAAAUCGGCUUUAUUUUUUCCGGCACCGGUAAUGAAGGCCAAAGGCGUGGCGGCGGCGGCGCUGAACCCUGUUCCUGUGGUUUCUCUUGAGCACAAGAGGGAUGCUUAUGGGUUUGCAGUGAGACCUCAGCACUUGCAAAGAUAUCGGGAAUAUGCUAAUAUCUACAAGGAAGAAGAGGAGGAGAGGUCAGAUAGGUGGAAGGACUUUUUGGAAAGACAAUCAGGGUCUGCUCAGUUGCCUGUUGGGUCAGUUGAAACUGAUGACACCGUAAGGCUGAACAAUGGAUCGGCCGACUUAAACGCUGAUGAUAGUCAAAAUAAUGUGGCGGAUUCUGAUGGCAACAAGACUAAGCCAAAUAAUUCAAACGAAGCAAAUGCAGCUCUGCCAUCUGAAAAAGAUGGAAAAGUUCAUAGAGUACAAACAUGGACCGAGAUCAGAUCAUCUCUUUGUGCCAUAGAGGACUUGAUGAGCUCUCGUGUGAAAAAGAAAGUGAGUUUGAAUAGAAGCGAGCCUGAUAUUGCUGCAAAGAAGCCACUUCAUUCCAUUGAUGAGACUAGACCUGGAAAAGGAGCAUGUGAAGAAGACUCUGAGGAAGAGUUUUAUGAUGUCGAGAGAUCAGAAUCGGAUUCCAUUCAAGAGAUUCCUGGCCAUGCUGCUCAUUCGGAAUCUCUACCUCCUUGGAAGGAAGAACUUGAAUGUCUUGUUCAAGGGGGGGUUCCGAUGGCUUUAAGGGGAGAGAUGUGGCAAGCCUUUGUUGGUGUAAGAGCACGACGGGUGGAGAAUUACUAUCAAAAUCUGCUUGCUUCAGACACUAAUACAGAAACGAAGAGCAGUCAAUUAGAGGACAAGAAUAAUGACUCGAAUAUAGAGAAUGUAAUCAUAUCUGAAAAAUGGAGAGGCCAGAUCGAAAAGGAUUUGCCUCGAACUUUUCCUGGUCACCCUGCUUUAGAUGAGGAUGGUAGAAAUGCUUUAAGGCGUUUACUCACAGCCUAUGCCCGCCAUAAUCCCUCUGUUGGUUACUGCCAGGCAAUGAAUUUUUUUGCGGGCUUGUUAUUGCUUUUAAUGUCAGAGGAAAACGCCUUUUGGGCCUUAGUGGGACUUCUAGAUGAUUAUUUUGACGGCUAUUACUCAGAAGAAAUGGUAGAAUCUCAGGUUGAUCAGCUUGUUCUUGAGGAGUUGGUCCGUGAAAAGUUUCCCAAAUUGGUAAACCAUCUGGAUUACCUGGGAGUGCAGGUGGUGUGGGUGACUGCCCCAUGGUUCCUCACAAUAUAUAUGAAUAUGCUUCCAUGGGAAAGUGUUCUUAGGGUCUGGGAUGUGAUCCUCUUUGAAGGAAACCGUGUAAUGCUAUUCCGAACUGCACUUGCUUUGAUGGAGUUAUAUGGACCUGCAUUAGUUACAACGAAGGAUGCUGGAGAUGCAGUCACGCUGCUUCAAUCACUAGCUGGCUCCACUUUUGAUAGCAGUCAACUUGUCUUGACAGCUUGCAUGGGUUACCAAAAUGUUACCGAGGAAAGACUACAAGAACUAAGAAAUAAGCAUCGACCAACUAUUAUGGCUGCAUUGGAAGAAAGGUCAAAGGGGAUGAGAGUUUGGAGGGAUUCUCAGUGUCUGUCGUCAAAGUUAUAUAGUUUCAAACAGGAUGCAAGUACAAUUAUAAGAACUGAUAAACCAGAAGGAACAAAUGAUGAUUUGUCGCACUUGGGUGGUUCACCUGCUGACGGGGGUGAGCUUUACGCGAGCAUGAAUGGUGACGUGGAGAUAGAUCCUGCUAAAGAUCUUCAGGAGCAGGUGGUAUGGCUUAAGGUUGAGCUAUGCAAGCUGCUCGAAGAAAAACGGUCGGCUGAACUCAGAGCAGAAGAGCUCGAAAUAGCACUGAUGGAGAUGGUUAAGCAGGAUAAUCGUCGACAAUUGAGUGCUAGGGUUGAACAGUUGCAGCGAGAGUUGUCUGAGCUGCGGAGUGCCCUCGUUGAAAAGCACGAACAAGAGAAUGCCAUGCUUCAGAUUUUAAUGAGGGUCGAACAAGUGCAGAAGGUGACAGAAGAUGCUCGCAUAUAUGCUGAGCAAGACGCUGCUGCCCAGAGAUACGCAGCUCAAGUGCUUCAGGCGAAGUACGAACAGGCAACUGUCGCAUUGGCUGAGAUGGAAAAGAGGGCAGUUAUGGCAGAGUCCAUGCUGGAAGCUACCUUGCAGUACCAGUCUGGGCAAACCAAAGCACUGUCUUCCCCUCGGUCAACGCAGCAAAGCAAUCAAGAACCUUCACAAGAUGUGCCGGCAAGAAAGAUCAGUUUGCUUGCCAGACCAUUCGGACUAGGAUGGCGAGAGAAGAACAAGGGUAAACCGACAAGUCUUGAGGAGCUGAACGAUGAUGUGAAGCUUUCGAAUGAAGAGAAGAGUUUGAACGACGUGCAGGCGGAGGUCCCAGUGUAGUCGUAAGGCGGAGGAGGCAACAAGUCGUAGCUCGAAGAGAAAUGAACCGGAUUUCCCCUCCUCUUUGGCCCUGUGAAGUUAUUAUGUGCUAUUUGAGUAUAUUCUUAGUAAAAGAAAAUGGUAUUAUGUUGUUUUUGUCUGUUAUUUCCGUUGAGAAUAAUGAUUUUAGUGAGACAAGUAUAUGUAGCAUUUCAAAUGUCAGUUUAGCGAGAAAUUGUUGAGGAAAGAAUAGUUAUCCUUGUACUACAUUUCAUAUGUGAAAAGAUGAUUAAACCAAAAUUGAUUGAUA